This is a messenger RNA of Anoplophora glabripennis (Asian longhorned beetle), 994 nucleotides long. RefSeq names its product lys-63-specific deubiquitinase BRCC36. Gene Ontology annotation, biological process: double-strand break repair. Gene Ontology annotation, molecular function: polyubiquitin modification-dependent protein binding; cysteine-type deubiquitinase activity; metallopeptidase activity. Gene Ontology annotation, cellular component: BRCA1-A complex; BRISC complex. The record is from RefSeq and is a predicted model, not a curated record. NCBI's taxonomy places the organism in Eukaryota, Metazoa, Arthropoda, Insecta, Coleoptera, Cerambycidae. Bases 76 to 849 code for a protein of 257 amino acids. The transcript is spliced from 4 exons.
UGUCAUUUGUCAAAAUUUGUAACCUCAUUUAAAUUUACUUAACUAGUCACUAAUCAGUAAUCAGCAAAAUAUAAAAUGAUUUCUGAAAAGUACCUGAGGAAAGUUAUUUUGAAUGCCGACGUCUACGCAAUUUGUGUUCAGCACGCUCUGACAACAGAGAAACAGGAAAUAAUGGGGUUACUUAUAGGAGAAGUCGACGAAGAGAAAUAUAUCUCUCAUAUAUCUGCGUGUGUAAUUUUACAUCGCAUGGAUAAGCAGCCAGAUAGAGUUGAAAUAUCCCCCGAACAACUUUGUACGGCAUCGAUGCACGCCGAACAACUUGCUAAUAAAUUGAAAAGACCCAUGAGGGUACUGGGUUGGUACCAUUCGCAUCCGCACAUAACAGUAUGGCCCAGUCAUGUUGACACAAGAACACAGGCAAUGUAUCAAACGAUGGAUCCAUUGUUCGUGGGCAUGAUUUUCUCUGUAUUUCAAAGUGACCCAAGGCUAAGAAGCAAUCAAGUACAACUUACGUGUUUCCAAGCCUAUCAGGGAACGUCGGAAUUAGAAAGACGAGAAAUUGAAUUUGUUAUAAAAAGUUCUCCGUUGCAAAACUAUAAUUUAGAAGGUAUUUCAAACUUACCCCGCAUACUAGUACAAGAAGAAGUUGAUUCUCAUGACGUAAAGGAUAGCAACACUCAAGACGAAUUAGCCAGUCUACAUAACGAUUCUUUCAAAACACUAGCUUUAGUGCAUAUCGUUUCUAAGGUAGCGCGACCACUGUGUGACGAUUUAGAAGAAAGAUUAAAAGCCGUUAAUGCCAGAAUAAAAGCUUUAGAGUCUUUAAAAAAGAAAUUAAGAGAAAAUUAAACUUGUCCGAUAUAAGUGUAUAUAAAUUGUAUAUCUUUAAAUUGUUCUUUAUAAAUGUAUCUACCUGCUUUUAUUUGAUUAAUAUAUUGAAUACAAAAAAAUACAUCAUAUUUUAUGUGUACAUACUGGAAUACUUAAAAAAUGA